This is a messenger RNA of Lachancea sp. 'fantastica', 1356 nucleotides long. NCBI's taxonomy places the organism in Eukaryota, Fungi, Ascomycota, Saccharomycetes, Saccharomycetales, Saccharomycetaceae. The record is from the annotation of a GenBank genome assembly.
AUGGAUUUGCUGGGAGAUAUAGUUGAGAAAGAUGUUGUUCAACCAGGUGUCAUCGAUUCGGCACCAUCAUCAGGCUUUCCGGCUUUAUAUGAGCCCGAAAAAAUAUCAUCUUGGAAAACAAGACUACAGCAGAAAAGGCAGAACGCUCGGCCCCGGAAUAUUGGUAAGGCAGCAAAAAUAGCCCCGUCUCAACCUUCCGAAACUGACGGAGCAACCGAAGCUGAAAAGAUUCAUCGUGAAAACAUGGCGCUUAUAAGCCAGAUGUCUGCUGAACAGCUAGAACAAGAAAAACGAGACAUUUUGGAAUCCUUGGAUCCAAAAGUGGUCCAGGGUCUCAUGAAAAGACUUUCCAAACGCGAAGCUAACGAUUCAGGAGAAGACGCAUUGAAAAGUUCAUCGGCACCGCUUUUUGCAGAAGUAGAAGGGGCUCCAGGAACAUGGAUCGGUGGAACGCACGAGAAUCCCGAUCUCCCGCGUUUAGACGAUGAUGCUGUGAACUUGGCACUUGGUAUAAAACCUCAAAAGCAAAAGCACGUCAAAUUCGAGCAGGAAGUCGAAGAGGAGGAGCCUUUAGAGGAAAUCCCCUCCAGUUAUUCAAGGCCCAUGCCUGAUGAUGAUGACAUAGCUCCGCAGGAAUACCAGUUCGUUCAGCAAAUGGACCAUAUGAAAAAUGAGGAUCUACUGAGUGAUGUCCAUUUCAUGAAGCCAGCAGGAUCAGACGUCCCCGAAUUUGAGUCUCUCGACAUAAACGACCCAGAUUUCGAUUCUAAGCUGCAUGAGAAAUAUUUCCCAGACCUGCCCAAAGAAGCCGAUAAGUUAGCAUGGAUGAAGCCAGCUCCUCAGAGAGCUCAUUCAGAUGUCAUACAUGAUGUGGCUCAGUGCAGGUUCGAUUUCGAUGGGAAUCUUGUCCCUCCUGAUAGAGGGGUUGACACUACCAAAAACGGUCUGCAUCACCAUGCAGACAAUCCGGAACUCGCCGGCUACACCAUAGGCGAGUUGCAGCAUCUUUCGAGAUCCACAUUUCCUGCUCAAAGAUGUAUAGCCAUUCAGACGCUGGGCAGAAUUCUCUACAAGCUCGGAAAACAAAGCUACGCGCAGCUGGUACCAGAAGUUGACGCAGACACUUACACUGAAAUGGGUGGUACAGCGGCGGUCCUCAACCACAUUUAUGGUAUGUUUUGGGAUCUUUGCAAGUCUCAUUUGGUUAUUGAAUCACUGACUGAAGCUGCAGACGAAAUCAAGACUCAGAAUCUAUCUGUUCGCAAUUACGCUAUUGACGCGUUGUGGCUUUGGAAAGAAGGCGGCGGAGACUUCAGAAAAACCACUGGCGCUGCGGUAAAGAGCGCUAAGGACUAA